AUGCAUGCCUACUCGCGCCCUUCGCCGCGGACAGCCUCCCCUGCCAACAACCUUCAGACGAAUCCCACACGAACCAACAACCAACGGCAUACCACCCAGGACUCGUCACCCUACUCAACCACGCCCCCGUAUAGUGACCGCGCUGUGGACGAAUCGGACGGUGAGAUGUUGUCUCGCGGGGACCCCUCGGCAGAGACGGACCAGAAACAAUACCACAAGGUGAACCAGGUCAUCCAGAACUUCUUCACCAAAGCCGCCCUCACAAUAGUAUCCUCGCGGAUAUCACUACCGCCAGCCUAUAAUAGAAAUGGUGACCAAAAGCAGAACAAGUGGUUCAACGUCGUCCUUCCGGAUAGCGACGAGCUUCAACGACAGCUCGCUGAUUGGAAGAACAUGGACGCCAUGUCCGGCCAACAUCCUCCACUCUACAUCGAGGUUUACCUCGACGUACAGUUCCUCGGCCACAAGCAGUCUCUCGUCAUACACGACGAUCAAGGCAAAAGAUGGGACGUCGGCUCGGCCCUCAGCACGGCCGAAGCCACCUCGCGAUCGAGUCGCCACGGCAAAUACACCCAACUCGUUUUGGAGCGAUGGAAGAUCCAUGUGGGGGACAAGAGUCUGGUACUUCCGACUGAGCUAAACGACCCCUUGCCCAACGUCUACAAAAAAGCAGUCGUCACCUUUCGCUCUCUCUUUGCCCACUUGCGGCUCAUGCCAGCAUUCCGGUAUAACAAGAUUGCUGCAAAGCAACCUACGACCCACCCAGCAUUGAAGUUGAACUACCGCAUCACCGAAUCCGACUCUUACCCAUCACACGUCGACACUCUCAACCUGGCACUCUACCCAUCCACUGAGCCCGUAACGGAGACGAUUGACUUCAGACCCACCAACUCACCGGUGGGCCCGCUAUGUGUGACAGUCCAACAUCGCGCGAGCUGCGACUUCGGUGUCGAAGAUUCCGAGUCACUGUUGAGUGAUCAAUUCAUGGGAUUGGACGACAACUACUUUGAAAACAAAGUGCGCACAACCCAAGUGCCUGGUUCGCUCCCUGUAGACAGACUCAAUGCACAAGAGACUCCGGACGUCGGUCAAGCCUAUGGGAGCUUGUCGACCUUUCAUCAAGUUGGCCCACCUACAGGAACGAGUCCAAUCUCUGCUCUUCGCGCUGUUCGAGAUCUGCCAUCCUCCUCCUCCCCAACUGAAUCGCCUCCACAGAAAUUACCACCAAACCAUCGGGUUGCCCAAGGGUCCAAGUCAUCACUACGAUCUGCAGACACGCCCUCCUACCAACGGCGAACAUCAGUCUCAUUUCAGCCCUUCAAGGCAGGCUCUCUCUCAUCCUCACCAGCUAUCGGUGGAGUACUUCCAUCACCGGGUAGCUCAUUGGGAAGGCCCGGCAGUUCUCUAGGUCGUACCCCUAGCGCCCUCCAUCAGCCAAGGAAUCGAACUUCCUUGACAGCUCUCCCCCAAACGGCACUCCGAGCUCCGUCAUUACCCAGCGACAAUGCGUUUGCUGCUUCGUCAGGUUCAAGCUCGCCCAAGCCAGCGCCCAUUAGCCGGUACAGUAGCAGCUUUGGUCACAGACGGGGCAAGUUCUCGACUAGUGGUGGCAGUAAGCUCGAGGACGAUAACAUGAGCAGUGGGAAAGGCAGUGUGUCGUCGUCAGUACAACGCGGCUCCGAUACCCUCAAUGACGGGCCUGGUGGUAGCUCGGGAGAAGUCAAGACGGACGAUGAGAACAUAUCCGACUUUCUCAAGCUGUUGGAGUCAAAGAAGGAUCUGAGAAGCUUUAGCCGAAGUGACGAUGCGUCCAAAGCAGCGACUGUGCAGCGCACUACCGCUCAACUCAACAAAUUCCAGCGUAUGAGAGAUUCCCACGCGCAGCUCUCUGAUUCGCUCUCAUCGUCCAUGAUGUUACAUCGAUCAUCGUCGUCUUCAAGCCGUCAGCUAUCAAGCGUCCCAGCAAUGAUUGCGGGUACGUCUGUGUCGACUGCUUCGUCACCCGGUAAACCCAUCUCGCCACAUACCCCGCAUACGCCCGCGAUUCCAUCUCGAUUGAGUGCUAACAGCAUCAUCGAGUACGAACCACGCCGUAGCAGCCAGACGCGACGUGGGCGGCCGACUCGUGGGAAUGCACAAGAUGACGCGCACGUCGCCGAGCAGAGCGAAAAUGAAGAUCAAGCCAACGACGGCAUCGCCAUCCCCAGCUCCCCACGCCUGUGGAACUAUGCUCGCCGCUCAAGCUCAGUGGCACAACAAAACCGCAACUUACCAGAUGACGAGCCCGACCUCUUUGGUGUCCGUUCAGCCAGUCUACCAUCAGAAGAAGUAGACCGAGCGCGUGAUCUCCAUCGAAUCACCAGUGCCGAUCUUACCUCGAGCGGUCUCUUUGCGCAGACAGAAUCCCUUGCUAGCGCAAGCCGAGACCAACAUGCAGUGCCCGACGACUCUCGCGACCACCUCCCUCGUCCCUCGUCGACGUCGAAUCUUCCCCCGAAACGUGGCUCUUACUCUGGUGUUCAACGUGGCCGUGGAGGCUUCUUCUCACACAGUUCAUCAAACAGUCUGAGCACGGGAGCUACCAGCUCGACAGAACGGCAAAGUCGGUACAACUUCAACAGCCGCACGGCUACUAAUGUCGAUGACGACGAACCUUUGCUCUUUCAAAUGAGCGAAAUUGGGGCUGGGGGUUCGCGCCGCAGUCUUGAGGAGGCACGGGGUGCGGGUUCUAGCUCUGGCGGCGGCGGCGGUGCCAGUGCCGGUGGUGGAGUUGCUGGGAAACGUGGGUCGUAUUUCCGCUGA
Molecule: messenger RNA, 2802 nt
Organism: Plenodomus lingam JN3
Lineage: Eukaryota; Fungi; Ascomycota; Dothideomycetes; Pleosporales; Leptosphaeriaceae
Gene: ATG13
Product: autophagy protein 13
Biological process (GO): protein localization to phagophore assembly site; piecemeal microautophagy of the nucleus; autophagosome assembly
Cellular component (GO): Atg1/ULK1 kinase complex; phagophore assembly site; cytosol
Source: RefSeq, a predicted model, not a curated record